AUGCCCAUGGCAAGACACCAUUCUUGGGUUACCCCUCCCAGCUUACAAGCCUUGAGAAAGGAAAAAUCCCGAGAUGCUGCUCGUUCUCGAAGAGGAAAAGAAAAUUUUGAAUUCUAUGAGUUGGCCAAAUUGUUGCCACUCCCUGCUGCCAUUACCAGCCAGCUUGACAAGGCAUCUAUCAUCCGAUUAACAAUUAGCUAUUUGAAGAUGAGGGAUUUUGCUAAUCAAGGGGAUCCUCCAUGGAACCUGCGUAUGGAAGGACCACCACCCAACACAUCAGUGAAAGGGAUACAAAUAUGGAAAUCUGAGGUCUGCAUGAGAAAGACACCAUGUGAAG
This is a messenger RNA of Protobothrops mucrosquamatus (brown spotted pit viper), 337 nucleotides long. Its product is annotated as neuronal PAS domain-containing protein 3-like. The transcript has 3 exons. Gene Ontology annotation, biological process: regulation of transcription by RNA polymerase II. The annotation marks the transcript as partial. The record is from RefSeq and is a predicted model, not a curated record. Lineage: Eukaryota; Metazoa; Chordata; Lepidosauria; Squamata; Viperidae. Gene Ontology annotation, molecular function: DNA-binding transcription factor activity, RNA polymerase II-specific; RNA polymerase II transcription regulatory region sequence-specific DNA binding; protein dimerization activity.